Molecule: messenger RNA, 1697 nt
Organism: Argentina anserina (silverweed cinquefoil)
Lineage: Eukaryota; Viridiplantae; Streptophyta; Magnoliopsida; Rosales; Rosaceae
Exons: 6
Coding region: 200-1546 (448 amino acids)
Molecular function (GO): 5'-3' DNA exonuclease activity; 5'-3' RNA exonuclease activity
Source: RefSeq, a predicted model, not a curated record
UGCAGCUUUUUGGGAACAAAAGCAGAACCCAGAAGAAGAAAGGAGCCGCGCCAACCAAACAAACAAGAAAGACAUAAGUGCUUGUGUUCUUUUCUGGGUUUAAGGCGCAGUUGAAAAGUGUAUAUAUCUAUAAGAGAAGCUGAUGGUCUAAAUAACCAAACAAACAACAACUCUAAGGUCUUGCUUCUUACAAUCAGGGAUGGGUGACAGUUAUGUCAUUCACACCCCAACUAUGUCCAACAAACAAAGCCAGAAGAAAACUAAGAAGAAAAAACGUGGUGGAAGUAAGAAGAAAAUGACCACCGAACAGACUAUGGCUUUCAAGUCUGUGAGUGAAUGGGUUUAUUUGGAUCAAGCUGCUUCACCGGCUGCCUCUGCAGCUUCUUGUGUCGUGGAUGAUUUCGGGGUCCAGAAGACUCUUGGAAGAGGUGGAGAGAAGGUGGUGUUUGAAUUGCAUUCGCAUUCAAAGUGCAGUGACGGGUUUCUUUCGCCUUCCAAGUUGGUGGAAAGGGCUCAUGGGAAUGGGGUGAAAGUUCUUGCUCUCACAGAUCAUGACACAAUGUCUGGCAUCCCUGAGGCCCUAGAAGCAGCUAGGAGAUUUGGAUUGAAGAUAAUUCCUGGUGUAGAAAUCAGUACAAUUUUCCAACCAAGAGGAGAGUCUGAACUUGAAGAACCAGUGCACAUCCUGGCAUAUUAUAGCAGCUGUGGGCCAACAAUUUAUGAACAGGUUGAAAAGUUCUUGUCUAAUAUAAGGGAUGGUCGUUAUCUUCGUGCCAAGAAUAUGGUCUCCAAAUUGAACAAGUUGAAGUUUCCUCUUACGUGGGAGCAUGUUGCACGGGUUGCAGGAAAGGGAGUCGCUCCUGGGAGAUUGCAUGUGGCCCGGGCCAUGGUUGAAGCUGGUUAUGUGGAAAAUUUAAAACAAGCUUUUGCUCGCUAUCUUUUCGACGGUGGACCUGCAUACUCUACGGGAAGUGAACCCCCAACAGAAGAUGCAAUAAAAAUGAUAUGUGAUACAGGAGGUGUGGCUGUGCUUGCUCAUCCAUGGGCAUUAAAAAAUACAGUUGCCAUCAUCAGAAGUUUGAAAGAAGCAGGUCUUCAUGGGAUGGAAGUUUACAGAUGUGAUGGAAAACUGACUGCAUAUAGUGAUCUAGCUGAUAACUACGGUCUUCUGAAGCUAGGAGGGUCAGAUUACCAUGGCAGAGGUGGGCAUGGUGAGUCCGAGCUGGGUAGUGUGAACCUUCCAGUUUUGGUUUUGUGCGACUUUCUUAAAGUAGCUCGACCGAUUUGGUGUGGUGCCAUUGCUCACAUAUUAGAGAGCUACGCUGACGAACCUUCAGAUUCAAAUCUAGCCAGUAUUACAAGGUUCAGGAAGGGAGGUUCCUCCUUAAGCUGCGACAAGGAUAUGAUCGAUCGUUGCUUGUAUUCAUGGUUGACAAAUGAAGAGAGGCAAAAUGCAGUUUUUGAGGCCAUCAAGGUGAAGCUGUCUCGUAUGUCAAUUAAUCACGGAGGAAAGCAGGUGCGGCAGGUUGCUAUAGAGAGUAAAUAAUUAUGAUUCUUCAUAGUGAAUUUUGAGCAACCAAGUAAAAUACUUUUUUUUGUUUUUGUGGAGCUUUCAUUGGCAUCUUUCCAAACUUGAUAAUUUCUUAUUUUUGAAUUUAAUUUGGUAAGGCAUGCCCCAAUAAUAUUAUCUGUUUGUU